UCAUUUCAGUCUCAUCAGUUGUCAAUUUAAGAAGUGUUUUUAAUCUUUAAUCACAAGUAUUUUCUGUGUAUAACCGCUGGAUAAAGAAAAUGCAAAGAAAUUUUGUAAGGCAAUUGGUUUUCCAAUUAGGAAAAGCUCGAAAUGUUUAUGAUGUGAAUAGACAAACAAUUCGAGCUUUGGCGACAGUUAAAGAAGUUUUCCAAAAUAAAAGUGAAUUUCCAACUCGACAUAUUGGCCCACGAAAAACGGAUGUGGUUUCAAUGCUUGACUUACUUGGAUUUAAAACUCUUGAUGAGUUGACAGACAAAGUCGUCCCUAAGAAAAUCAAAUUCGAUCGUGAUUUACAGAUUGAUGAGCCAUUAAAUGAACACGAAUUGAUUAACAGAAUUCGUGCGGUUGCGAAGAAGAACACUAUUUGGCGAUCGUAUAUCGGGAUGGGAUAUCACAAUUGUUACGUUCCACAUCCGAUACUAAGAAACAUUUUCGAGAAUCCUGGAUGGACGACACAGUACACUCCAUAUCAACCAGAAAUAGCGCAGGGACGUUUAGAAUCUCUUCUUAAUUAUCAAACACUUGUAACUGAGAUGACAGGUUUGGAUGUUGCCAAUGCAAGCUUGCUUGAUGAAGGAACAGCAGCAGCUGAAGCCAUGAGCUUGUGCUAUCGUCACAACAAAAGAAGAAAAAUUUAUCUUUCUCAGAAUCUCCACCCACAAACGCUUUCAGUUGUUGAAACAAGAUUAAGAGCUUUUGACAUUGAUGUCAUCAUUGGGCCAAUAAAUGAAGUCGACUUUUCAAACCAUGAUUACUCAGGAAUACUUUUGCAAUAUCCUGACACUUAUGGCAAUGUCAAUUGUAUCGAACAAAUUGCAACAGAAGCAAGAAAAAAUGGAACUCUCGUAUGUGUAGCUACGGAUCUUUUAGCAUUAACUCUUCUUCGCCCACCAGCUGAAUUUGGUGCAGAUAUUGCUGUUGGAACAUCGCAAAGACUUGGAGUUCCACUUGGUUAUGGUGGCCCCCAUGCCGGCUUCUUUGCUUGUAAACAGAAAUUAGUUCGAUUGAUUCCGGGACGAAUGGUUGGCGUGACACGUGAUCAUGAUGGUCAUGACGCUUAUCGUUUAGCUUUACAAACACGCGAACAACAUAUCAGAAGAGAUAAAGCAACAAGUAAUAUUUGCACAGCACAAGCUUUGCUUGCGAACAUGUCAGCGAUGUUUGCAGUUUAUCAUGGGCCAGAUGGAUUAAAAGAUAUUGCACAAAAUAUUCACAACGCUGCAAUUGCAUUGAGUUAUGGAUUGAAACGUGCCGGACAUCAACAACUAAAUGAAGUUUUCUUUGAUACCAUAAGAGUAGUUCCAAUGGGUUUGACAAUCGAAGACAUUAAAGAAAGGUCACAAAGGAAACAAAUCAACUUGCGCUAUGUUCACGAUGGUUCUGUGACAAUUGCUUUAGAUGAAACUGUCAAAACUGGAGAUAUUGAAGAUCUUUUAUGGAUUUUCAAAGCCGAUUCUUUGUCUGACAUUCUUGAAGAUCCAAGUGCUUUAAAUCAAAGCAUUUUUAAUUCAAAUUUUAAGAGAACAUCGCCAUUUUUAACACAUCCGGUUUUCAGUAAACAUCACAGUGAAUCCCGAAUGGUUCGUUAUAUGAAGCAACUUGAAAACAAAGACAUUUCACUGGUGCAUUCGAUGAUUCCAUUAGGAUCAUGCACAAUGAAAUUGAAUUCAACAACUGAGAUGAUUCCAUGUUCAUUCCGACAUUUCACUGAUAUUCAUCCAUUUGCACCAGUUGAUCAAGCUAAAGGAUAUCAUCAGAUGUUCAAUGAACUUGAGAGAGAUCUCUGUGAAAUCACGGGCUAUGAUAAAAUAUCUUUCCAACCAAACAGUGGGGCUCAAGGCGAAUAUGCUGGUCUUCGAGCAAUCAGGGGAUAUCACGAAGCAAACGGCAAUCAUCAUCGAACGAUUUGUUUGAUUCCAGUCUCUGCUCAUGGAACAAACCCAGCUUCAGCACAAAUGGCUGGAAUGAGAGUUGAACCGAUCAAAGUUAAAGCAAGUGAUGGAACUAUCGAUCUUGCACAUCUUAAAGAGAAAGCAGAAGAAUUUAGUGAAAUUUUGUCAUGUUUAAUGUUAACUUAUCCAUCAACAAAUGGAAUUUUUGAAGAAGGUGUUGCUGAAGUCUGCGAGUUGAUUCACAAACAUGGGGGACAAGUUUAUCUUGAUGGUGCCAACAUGAAUGCACAAGUUGGACUUUGUCGACCAGGUGAUUAUGGAAGUGACGUGUCGCAUCUUAAUCUUCAUAAAACUUUCUGCAUUCCACAUGGUGGUGGUGGACCUGGAAUGGGACCAAUUGGAGUGAAGAAACAUUUGGCACCGUUUCUGCCAUCACAUCCCGUUAUUGAUAUUUUCCAUGAACUAGAAGACAAUCAAAGUUUUGGAACAAUUUCAGCAGCACCUUAUGGCAGUUCAGCAAUUCUUCCAAUUUCUUGGGCGUAUAUAAAAUUAAUGGGCGGACGUGGUUUACGACGAGCUACACAAGUUGCUAUUUUAAAUGCAAAUUACAUGUCAACAAAACUCGAACCUUAUUACAAAACUCUCUAUAAAGAUCCAGCUUCUGGUUUAGUUGCACACGAAUUCAUUCUCGACAUUCGAGAUUUCAAGAGAACAGCAAAUAUUGAAGCAGUUGACAUUGCGAAACGUUUGAUGGAUUAUGGGUUCCAUGCACCGACAAUGUCAUGGCCCGUUGCUGGUACUCUCAUGAUUGAACCAACAGAAUCUGAAGAUAAAGAAGAACUUGAUAGAUUCUGUGAAGCUUUAAUGACAAUCAGAGAAGAAAUCAGAGAAAUCGAAGAAGGAAAAAUGGACAUGAAAGUAAAUCCUUUGAAAAUGUCACCUCACACUCAAUUCCAAGUCGUUAAUUCUGAAUGGAAUCGACCAUACACGAGAGAACAAGCAGCUUUUCCAGCACCAUUCGUAAGAUCCGACUCCAAAGUUUGGCCAUCGGUUGCAAGAAUUGACGAUGCUUAUGGUGAUAAACAUUUGGUUUGCACUUGUCCUCCGAUAUUGCCUGAUCUUUACACAUAAAUCGUGUUCAAUAUUUUCUAAACAUUUUUCUGUUGUUGACGUUAAGUGCAAAAUACUUUUGAGUUUAUGAAAAAUAUUUUUUUUUAUUGGAAAAUAAAUUUUUUAACUUUUAUUAUGAGAA
Messenger RNA from Clunio marinus, 3195 nucleotides. NCBI's taxonomy places the organism in Eukaryota, Metazoa, Arthropoda, Insecta, Diptera, Chironomidae. The record is from the annotation of a GenBank genome assembly.